AUGUCUUCGUCCGCCGCACGAGACACCGCCGUUAAAAAGAAGCACGUUCGUUUCAGCAUGGAGGACGACAACGACGACCAGGAAGACACCCUGUUCGACAAAAGGAAAGACGCCGGGAGAGGGCUGAAGAGUGCGCUGAAGGCGGUCAAGAGGGCGACGAAACCAGGAUGCGACGACCGAGUGGAAGUGGUCGGCGGACACGGAGCGUGCGGCCGCUGGAUGGUCACCCUCGCCCUCUGCGCAUCUUUCCUGGGCUUGGGGAUGUGUAUCUCUGUUCUUGGCCCCACGUUCGAGGACCUGGCCGUGAAUGUGAAGAAGAACAUCAGCAACAUUUCUUACAUCUUCGUCGGCCGCUCUUCGGGCUACAUUGGCGGUUCCCUCUUAGCAGGCAUCCUCUUCGACUUCAUGAACCCCCACCUCCUGUUAGGGGUUUCUAUGCUGGUCACAUCAUUUGGAAUGUGUGCGAUCCCUUUCUGUAAGCAGGCUCUGCUCCUCGCUGGGCUCAUGUCCCUCAUUGGGAUGUCUAUGGGCAUUCUGGACACAGGUGGUAAUGUCCUCAUACUGAACACGUGGGGGGAGCAGGCGGGCCCCCACAUGCAGGCUCUGCACUUCAGCUUCGCCGCCGGGGCCUUUGUGUCUCCGAUCAUCGCCAAGCUGCUGUUUGGGCCCGACGACGACAACAGCAGCAGCAGCGCAGCUUUCAUAGCAACCAGCUCAACACCUCCCGUCACCACAGAACCAAACGCCAAAGCCCCCGACCCCCCCGCGGCCCUCCACUACAGCCACAGCAGGAGCACCACCCUCAAAUCCAUGUGGGCCUACGUCGUGAUCGGCUCUUUCGUCUUUCUCGUCUCCCUCCUCUUCUUCAUCCUCUACUGUCGCAGCAGCGCGUCACGCGACAAAGCCCGCGCGUCCUCAGGGAAGCCCCCGGUGGCCAAACGUCACACGGCUCUCGUUGUCCUGCUCUUCUUCUUCUUCUUCGCUUACGUGGGUGCUGAGGUCGCAUACGGCUCCUUCAUCUUCACCUUCGCCAAGGACUACGCCCGCAUGGCCCAGCCUGAGGCCGCAGGGCUCAACUCGUUGUUCUGGGCGGCGUUCGCCGCCUGCAGGGGGUUGGCCAUCUUCUUUGCGGCGUGCAUGUACCCGGGCACCAUGAUCCUGCUCAGCCUGGUGGGCUCCACCGUGUCCUCGCUGCUGCUCUGCCUCUUCAGCAGGGAGACCGCGGCGCUGUGGGUCUGCACGGGUCUGUACGGCGCCUCCAUGGCCACCACCUUCCCCAGCGGCAUCUCCUGGCUGGAGCAGUACACCACGGUGACCGCCCACACGGCGGCAGCUUUCGUUGUGGGGGCAGCACUGGGGGAGAUGGUGCUCCCCGCUAUCGUAGGCUUCCUGCUGGGGCAGUUCCCCGAGCAACCCUUGCUCAUGUACCUGUCGCUCGCCACCGCCACCUUCACCUCCAUCCUCUUCCCGGUCAUGUACAAGCUAGCCUCGGCCCCCAGCGGCCAGACCAGGAAGCCCCGCGCCAGGGGCCGGCCGGACGCAGACGACAGCGAAUACCGCCAAGCGCUGCUGGAUUCAGGCGCCAACGAGGAGGAGGAGGAGGAGGAGGAGGAGGAGGAUCAGGACGAUCAGGACAACGAGGCUGAUCAGUGGAACGACGCAGACUUUGAGGUCAUUGAAAUGGAUGACACGACCAGUCUCAUCAGUUCCCCCAGCAAGGCCUCCACCCCCCCAGACGCCACUGGUCUAACAGGGAGCGCCGCGGCCUCCAACAGCCCGGCGACGGGGCCUGCAGGCGGAGCCUCUUUCUCAGACGCCGUCUCCCCGGUAGGAGACUCCCCCAGACGCAAACUACUGCUCUCUCUGGACAGAGAGAAGAGAGACUGAACCCCCCCCCGCCCCCCGUUGCUCUCUCACCGAACACUAAAAGAGCCACGUCUCUGCCUGUCUGCGCUCAUUUGUUGUUCCUCAACAGUCGAUGAUUUACUGUGCAGAGAAUGCAACGCUGACUACUGACCGAACCCUGUGCAGCUUAGAGACAUCUGUACCGUGUGCCCGGUGACGCACGCUCCUCCUGGACAACCAAGGAUCCGAUUUUGCACCGUACCGCUUACGCUCCAGACAGUUUUAAACUUUGCUCCCCUUGACAGGGAGGUCAAAGGUCACUGUGAGCUGGAGAACAGGUCCCUGCUGGUAGAAUUCAGCGCCUUGCUCGAGGACACAUGAGCAAAGAGGAUGAGAUGAACCAGGGACGCUGGUGUUAAUGUGUUUUGCACUAUUGCAAUGAUUCAACAGCAGGACGUGUGUGUGUGGUGUGUGAGUGAGAUAGUGUGUGUGUGUGAGACGAUAUUUGAAAGAAGUUGUUUUUGAUGCACCGAUUUUGGUUUCUUUGUUUUUGUGGUGUACUGUAAUGUGCUGUGGCUUGUGGAUCUCUAAAUCACGCGUUGUCACUGUGAAUCAUUAGAAUUUCAUUUCUAAAACUGAAUCAUUCACAGAAGGCAUUUUAAUACAUUGACUUUUUAUUAUAUCAAUCUCAAACCUCCACCCACAGCAAUGUCCAUUAAAAA
Messenger RNA from Perca fluviatilis (European perch), 2567 nucleotides. It is a transcript of the gene slc60a2b, whose product is annotated as major facilitator superfamily domain containing 4B. The record is from RefSeq and is a predicted model, not a curated record. NCBI's taxonomy places the organism in Eukaryota, Metazoa, Chordata, Actinopteri, Perciformes, Percidae.